Molecule: messenger RNA, 297 nt
Organism: Botrytis fragariae
Lineage: Eukaryota; Fungi; Ascomycota; Leotiomycetes; Helotiales; Sclerotiniaceae
Exons: 3
Coding region: 1-297 (98 amino acids)
Source: RefSeq, a predicted model, not a curated record
AUGUCUGGAAAGGGUACUUCUAGCUCCAGUGGCUCUGGUAACUCUCUCGGUAGCCCGUAUACUGUCAAUAGCAGUGGUACCAACAGUCAAGGCAACAGCUAUGACAACCGCUCCACUCCCUCUGGUGAGGCUUAUCACUACAGCAAUAGUAGUUCUCCUCCACAUAAUAGUUGUAUGCUGACACCUCGUGCGAAAGAUGGUUCUUACUACUAUGCUAAUGGCAAUGGCUCCACCUACUACAACGGCAGCAGCGGAUCCACCUACACUGCUCCCGAUGGCACUUCGUACAAGAAGUGA